Erpetoichthys calabaricus (reedfish) is the source of this 10210-nucleotide messenger RNA. RefSeq names its product plexin A4 (gene plxna4). The record is from RefSeq and is a predicted model, not a curated record. The transcript has 32 exons. Gene Ontology annotation, molecular function: semaphorin receptor activity; protein binding. Bases 668 to 6346 code for a protein of 1892 amino acids. Gene Ontology annotation, cellular component: semaphorin receptor complex. Lineage: Eukaryota; Metazoa; Chordata; Cladistia; Polypteriformes; Polypteridae. Gene Ontology annotation, biological process: positive regulation of axonogenesis; regulation of GTPase activity; regulation of cell shape.
GGCAGACGCGCUUUGGUCUGGCAAAGCAUCAAUUCAGAUCACAACAUACUUGGUGGGAGCGGUGUGAACCUGCAAACUUUAAAGCACCUUCCCAACACCUUGAGGCGCAGCCAAUGCGCUAGCACUCGGAAGUUGCCUCCGACGCUGUAAUAUUGGAAUCCUUUCGUAGCGGGUCUAUCCACGGAGAGGCAGAGCCGAGAAGAGGGAGGGUUAGACGAUUGAAGAGCCGAGGUUGAGAGUGCUAAAAGCAGCGUAGUUGUUGAAGGAGGACUCGCUGAUCGGAGCGUAGAUGGAGAUCGUCUUUUAAUAUCGUGCUGGAUAAGGCUUUGCUUUCUGUAGCGUUGCCUCCUGUCGAAGACAUCAGUAGAGGAAGCGUACUUACUGCCUACACACUGGGAUUUUUUUCCGCUUUCCGUCGCUACUGCUUAAAAGCAACAGCGCAGCGUUUCCAUUUUUUUAAACAUCUUAUUUACGGUCUUAGGAAUAUGUGUGAAUGUGGAUUCCUGGCUACAGACCAUCUGCAGUGUCAAUGCGGCUGUAAGUAGGAUAAGCAGCGACCACAGGUGCACAAUGCUUACCUCUGGAAGACAAAACUUGCACCAGGACUGGAUAAAAAUACAGAACUGAGCAUUCAUCCAGGGAGCUGCAAAUUUUAUCGACUUUCAAAAUGGCAUCAAAAAUUCGGAAAUGGACUUGCUUGACCUUUUGCUUUUUGACAGUUUUAACAAGUAUAUCAGCCUCCAGGCAAACCGUGCCUGUCAACAAGGAAUUCAGUACUUUCCAUUUAGAAAAUUCUGAGUGGACAUUCAACCAUUUAGCAGUGGAUGUAAAAAAUGGCAAUGUUUACUUAGGUGCUGUUAAUAGGAUCUAUAAACUUUCCAGUGACUUGAAAGUCCAGGUGACCCACCAAACUGGGCCAGAUGAUGACAACCCUAAGUGUUAUCCACCGAGAAUAGUCCAGCCAUGCAAUGAGCCACUGACCUUGACCAACAAUAUUAACAAAAUGCUGCUGAUAGAUUACAAAGAAAACAGAUUACUAGCUUGUGGGAGUCUUUACCAGGGAAUAUGCAAACUGCUAAGACUUGAUGACCUCUUCAAACUUGGGGAGCCAUCUCAUAAAAAGGAGCACUACCUCUCUGGAGUGAAUGACAGUGGUUCAGUGUUUGGAGUAAUUGUCUCCUAUAAUUAUUCUGAUGAUAAACUAUUCAUUGCUACAGCUGUGGAUGGGAAACCAGAAUACUUCCCCACUAUAUCUAGUCGGAAGUUAACAAGAAACUCGGAGGCUGAUGGGAUGUUUGCCUAUGUGUUUCAUGAUGAGUUUGUGGCUUCUAUGAUCAAAAUCCCUUCUGAUACCUUCACCAUCAUACCUGACUUUGACAUCUAUUAUAUUUAUGGAUUCAGUAGUGGCAAUUUUGUUUACUUUAUGACUUUGCAACCAGAAAUGACCAGUCCUCCUGGGUCUACAACAAAGGAGCAAGUCUAUACCUCAAAACUUGUGAGACUCUGCAAAGACGACACAGCUUUCAAUUCUUAUGUGGAGGUUCCUAUUGGCUGCGUGAAGAAUGGAGUUGAAUAUCGCUUACUUCAGGCUGCUUACCUGUCAAAGGCUGGUGCCAUUCUGGCCAAAUCACUCAAGAUCAAUCCCGAAGAUGAUAUUCUUUAUACAAUUUUCUCAAAGGGGCAAAAAAGAAGGACCAAAACCCCUGAGGAGUCUGCUCUUUGCAUUUUCAUUCUUAAAGAGAUUAAUGAGAAAAUCAAGGACAGAUUGCAGUCUUGCUAUAAGGGUGAAGGAACACUGGAUUUGGCUUGGCUUAAAGUUAAGGAUAUUCCUUGUAGCAGUGCUCUUUUAACUAUUGAUGACAAUUUCUGUGGAUUGGAUAUGAAUGCGCCACUGGGAGUAUCCGAGAUGUCAAAAGGUAUACCUGUGUUCACAGAGGAAACAGACCGGAUGACCUCUGUUAUUGCCUACGUCUACAAGAAUCAUUCUCUCGCUUUCAUAGGCACAAGCAGUGGAAAACUGAAAAAGAUCAGAGUGGAUGGACCUUCUCAUGGGACUCUUCAAUAUGAGACCAUUCAAGCAGUUGAAAGUAGCCCAAUUUUGCGAGACAUGGCCUUUUCUGCUGAUCACAAGUACUUAUAUCUAAUGUCUCAAAAGCAGCUGACUCGGGUGCCAGUGGAGUCGUGUGGACAGUAUUCUACCUGUAGCGAGUGUCUUGGCUCUGGGGACCCCCAUUGCGGAUGGUGUGUGCUCCAUAAUGUAUGUACCAGAAAGGAGAACUGUGAACGUUCCACGGAACCCCGAAGAUUUGCAUCUGACAUCAAGCAGUGUGUGAGGCUCAGUGUACACCCUAAUAAUAUUUCAGUUUCACAGUACAGCGUGCUGUUAAUUUUGGAAGCUCAUAAUGUACCAGAGCUUUCUGCUGGGGUAAACUGUACAUUUGAAGACUUGGCAGAGAUGGAUGGAUUGGUAGUCGGGAACCGAAUUACAUGUAUCUCACCAGCAGAGAAAGAAGUGCCUCGAAUCAUUACAGAUAAAGGAGACCACCAAAUUGUUCAACUUUACUUGAAGUCUAAGGAAACUGGACUUGCAUUUGCUAACACAAGUUUUGUCUUCUUCAACUGUAGUGUCCACAAUUCGUGCCUGUCCUGUGUGAAUAGCCCCUAUCAGUGCCACUGGUGUAAAUAUCGUCAUAUGUGUACUCAUGAUCCACGGAGAUGUUCCUUUCAGGAAGGAAGAGUCAAGCUGUCUGAGGAAUGUCCUCAACUUUUACCAGUAGAGAAGAUUCUUGUUCCUGUUGGAGUGGUCAAGCCAAUCACCCUUAAAGCCAAGAACCUUCCCCAGCCCCAGUCAGGUCAGCGUGGCUAUGAGUGUGUCCUCAAUAUCCAGGGGACAGAGCAGCGGGUACCAGCACUGCGGUUUAACAGCUCCAGCGUUCAAUGCCAGAACACAUCUUACUUCUAUGAAGGAAUGGAGAUUAACAGCCUCCCAGUAGAUCUAAUGGUGGUGUGGAAUGGUGACUUCAGCAUUGACAACCCAGCCGAUAACAAAGUACACCUUUAUAAAUGUGGGGCCAUGCGGGAGAGCUGUGGUUUGUGCCUAAAGGCAGACUCCCACUUUGGCUGUGGCUGGUGCAAAGGAGAGGACAGCUGUACCCUGAAACAGCACUGCCCUCAACCAGAGAACCAGUGGCUGGAGCAUUCAGGGAUCAACACUAAGUGCACCAACCCCAAAAUUACAGAAAUAACUCCAUUGACUGGUCCUAGGGAAGGUGGCACAAGGGUAACCAUACGUGGGGAGAACCUGGGACUUGAGUUCAAGGAAAUAGUGGGACAUGUAAAAGUGGCUGGAGUGGAGUGUACCCCAGUGCCAGAUGGGUAUAUUCCUGCAGAACAGAUUGUAUGUGAGAUGGGUAAAGCCCAGCACAGUCAAUAUGCUGGGUAUGUUCAAAUUUGUGUCGGAGAAUGCAGGCCAGAAUUUAUGGCACGGUCGUAUCAUUUAUAUUACUUUGUGAUCCCCAAUCUUCUGGACUUGAAACCGAGCAGAGGGCCAAUGUCUGGGGGCACAACUGUCACCAUUACUGGAAGUAAUCUAGAUGCAGGAAGUAGAGUGCAGAUUAUGUUUAAAGACCAGCUGUGCAUUUAUCACAGGAGAGCAGCUAAGGAAAUUGUUUGCAAAACCCCUGCCUGCCUUGGAUGUGGGAAUGUAAGUGUGUCAGUAAGUGUUGACAGGGCCAAAAUUCACAAGGAACUUCAAUUUGAAUAUGUAGAAGACCCCACAAUCACCAAACUGGAGCCAGAGUGGAGCAUUGUCAGUGGCAACACACCUGUAAUUGUUUUUGGAUCCAACCUGGAUAUCAUUCAAAAUCCCCAGAUCAGAGCCAAGUACAACAAAGUGGAGACCAUCAAUACUUGUGAAGUGCAGAGUGCCACUUCCAUGAUAUGCCAAGCGCCUGAACUUGCUGUUAGUCCGAGCUCAAAUCGUAUGGCUGAUGUGACAGAGCGACCAGAUGAAUUUGGCUUCAUUUUAGACAAUGUGCAAUCCCUGAGCAUAUUGAACAAUACCAAUUUCAUUUUUUAUCCAAAUCCUGUGUUCGACCCUUGGGGUCCUUCUGGAGUGUUGGAAUUAAAACCGGGAUCACCUAUCAUAUUAAAAGGAAGAAAUUUCCUGCCGCAUGCUUCUGGUGGAAAUUCCAGGUUGAAAUACACAGUCCUUAUUGGGGAAAAGCCAUGUACUCUAACAGUGUCUGAUACUCAGCUUUUGUGCGAAUCACCAAAUCUUACUGGAAGACAUAAAGUGCAGGUUUAUGUUGGUGGCAUUAAGUUCUCUCCUGGAGUGGUGCACAUUUCCUCAGACAGCCCUCUCAGUCACACAGCAAUCAUAAGCAUUGCUGGAGCUGGUGGGCUGCUUAUGAUCUUCAUUGUGGUAGUGCUAGUUGCUUACAAGCGCAAGUCAAGAGAGAGUGACCUCACCCUCAAACGCCUACAGAUGCAGAUGGACAACCUGGAAUCACGGGUGGCUCUGGAAUGCAAAGAAGCUUUUGCUGAAUUGCAGACUGAUAUUCAUGAACUGACCAGUGAUUUGGAUGGAGCUGGUAUUCCAUUCCUUGAUUACCGUACCUACACCAUGAGAGUUCUUUUUCCUGGGAUUGAAGAUCAUCCUGUUCUUCGAGAUCUGGAGGUCCCUGGAUAUAGGCAAGAGCAGGUGGAAAAAGGUCUUAAACUUUUUGGGCAACUGAUCAACAACAAAAUUUUUCUCUUGUCAUUUAUUCGAACUCUGGAGUCCCAGCGCAGCUUCUCUAUGCGGGAUCGUGGAAAUGUUGCUUCACUGAUAAUGACUGUUCUGCAGAGCAAACUGGAAUAUGCUACUGAUGUACUCAAGCAAUUGCUUUCAGACCUUAUUGAUAAAAAUCUGGAGAGUAAAAACCACCCAAAACUACUAUUGAGAAGAACUGAAUCUGUUGCUGAGAAAAUGCUGACCAACUGGUUCACCUUUCUGCUGUACAAGUUCCUUAAGGAAUGUGCUGGAGAACCUCUUUUCUCUUUAUUCUGUGCGAUCAAACAGCAAAUGGAGAAGGGGCCCAUUGACUCCAUCACUGGCGAGGCUCGCUAUUCACUCAGUGAAGACAAGCUCAUCAGACAGCAAAUAGAUUACAAGACACUGGUUUUAAAUUGCAUUAACCCUGAUAAUGAGAAAAGCCCUGAGAUUCCAGUUAAAGUGCUAAACUGUGACACCAUAACCCAAGUAAAGGAGAAAAUCCUUGAUGCAGUCUACAAGAAUGUACCAUAUUCACAUCGACCGAAAGCAGCUGACAUGGAUUUAGAAUGGCGAGAGGGGAGAGCAGCAAGAGUUAUCCUACAAGAUGAAGAUGUCACCACCAAGAUUGAGAAUGACUGGAAGAGACUAAAUAUGUUGACGCAUUAUCAGGUACCUGAUGGAGCACUGGUGGCCAUCGUUCCCAAACAAGUCACGGCAUACAAUGCAGUGAACAACUCCACUGUAUCCAGGACUUCAGCCAGUAAAUAUGAAAAUAUGAUCCGGUACACUGGAAGUCCUGACAGCCUGCGUUCUCGAACUCCAAUGAUAACUCCAGAUCUCGAAAGUGGAGUUAAAGUAUGGCAUCUCGUUAAGAAUCAUGAGCAUGGAGACCAAAAGGAGGGGGACAGAGGAAGCAAAAUGGUUUCUGAGAUUUAUUUGACCCGUCUCCUAGCUACCAAGGGCACUUUACAAAAAUUUGUUGAUGACCUCUUCGAGACAAUUUUCAGCACAGCGCACAGAGGCAGCGCCCUGCCACUUGCAAUCAAGUACAUGUUUGACUUUUUAGAUGAGCAAGCAGACAAGCAUUCCAUCCAUGACCCACAUGUUCGACACACUUGGAAAAGCAAUUGCUUGCCAUUAAGAUUUUGGGUGAAUGUGAUCAAGAACCCACAGUUUGUCUUUGAUAUCCAUAAAAGCAGCAUUACAGAUGCCUGUCUGUCAGUGGUGGCUCAGACCUUCAUGGACUCAUGUUCAACAUCUGAACAUCGACUAGGCAAAGAUUCUCCAUCAAAUAAAUUGCUGUAUGCCAAGGACAUCCCCAGUUAUAAGAGCUGGGUGGAAAGGUACUAUUCAGAUAUUAAUAAAAUGCCUGCUAUAAGUGAUCAGGAUAUGAAUGCUUAUUUGGCCGAACAGUCCAGAAUGCACAUGAAUGAAUUCAAUACAAUGAGCUCACUGAGUGAGAUCUACUCUUAUGUUGGAAAAUACAGCGAAGAGAUUGUGGCUGCUUUAGAACAAGAUGAUGCAGCAAGAAAACAGAGACUGGCCUUCAAGCUCGAACAAGUGGUUACUUUCAUGAGCAUGGAUAGCUGAAACCUGCUGUCUCAGGAAAUGCUGGAGAGGACAAACCGUGCCGUGCCUGAAUGAAGACCCGUCAUCUUGGUACCAUCAGCAAGUUCUGUUUCAGCUGCAAGCAUUGCCUCAGCACACUGUUAGCUCUGCUUUAGGCCAUUCAAGAAGAAUGCGAGUGGAGCACCAGAACUCAUUGGAACUCUGGCUUUUGGUUGUGCAAGAAUUUUUGUUUUAAUAACUCCCUUGGAAUUAGUGCAUUUGAAAGCUCCUGGGAAAGAAAUCCUCGCAAACAACAUCUUAGUUUUAAACUUGCUGUGCUUCCAAAAAUGCAGAAAUUCUAUAAAUCUGAUGAAUGGAUGUCAAAGGUCAAGGUCAACUGGCAGAUAAAAAAAAAUCUUAAAAUUCUGCCCCAUUUUGCUUUUUAAAAUCAGAUAGUGUCCAAAAAUGAUUACUUUAAGGAAAGUCUCUUCUUGGUAUUACAUUUUGUAAAUGUGAUUGUAAGAAACCAAUACAUUCAGUUUAUAAGUAUAGGAAAAAUCAGCCGCUGAGAAAGGCGCAUACUAAUAAUAUAAUAAUAAUAAUAAUAACACAGUCAGUUAAAAUAGCACAAAGCAUUUUUCUGUGCUGUUUCAUAUUUACCUAAAACAAAAUCAUAUCAUAGGUAUGAAUGGAAAGAAAGAAAAGAAUGAUAAGGGUUAUAGUGAGUCAUAGGGAUUUUAACGUUAGAUAACAUAGGAUGAAAAAAGUAAUAUGGUCUUAAACAAAUAUGAUACAAGAGUGAACAAAGUGCUAAAUUUCACAUCCAAGAAUGAUGACAAAGUAUGAACAUGAUCAGCAAAGAUCACAUGUGGGAAAGAUUGAGAAAUCAACAAAAUGCAGUGUUUAUAAUCACCGAAGCAUAUUAAAAACCAAUUACUGUUCAAUUAAAAAAGCACUUUAAAAAAGAUAUUAAAACAUCACAUAGACAAUCUCAGUAAAAUAACUUACAUUCGGUUGAGACAUACAUUAUUUCAUAUUUGAAUAAAAAUCCCAUAGUUACACCAUCUUUAUGCCCCUAUGUUUAGCUUUGAAAAAUGCUGAUUGGAGAAUCAGUGAGAAUAUUACAACGUGUUUUUUCAAUACAGAAAAGUGAUAUAAAUGCGGCCGAAUCAGCACAAAUGCUUGUACUGAGGACAGGAUGCGAUAUUUUUAAAACUAUAACAAUGUGGGGUUAGCAACUGUUUGACAUAUGUAAAUGGUACAAAAAAACUAUACUUGCUGCUUUAAAUUCUGCUUUGUAACUCAUUGAUACUGCUGACAUGUCUGAAUGCAGGCCUGGGACUUUGAAACUGCCAUUUAACGCACACCUGACGUCUUUAUGGAUAUGAAAAGAUUUUGGACAUUCCAACAGCAUACUGAAAGUUUUCAACAUACACAAAAAUGGUUUAUGUGUGUGUCUGCAUGUGUUUGUCGUGUGUGUUUUAUAUAUAUAUAUAUAUAUAUAUAUAUAUAUAUAUCUCACAUACGUACAUGCAUAUUUAUAUAUAUAAAAUAGUUUGAUAGGUAUCUAUCUGUAUAUAUCGAGAUAUAUAUAAAAUCUCAUUGGAACGAGUGGACAUUGCUGGCCAGCAGAAAACCAAAGGAGUCAGAUUUAUUGAAAAAAGUGCCACAUUCAAACAAAACAAACUUAAACCGCUAUUUUAUUUACAACAUCAGUGUGUAGAAGAACCUGUGGACAAGCUGGCUUUUACUAUCGUCCUUCUGUUUUUGCACACUGUAAAUGUUGCCGAGUCCAGUUUCUGUUUUGCACAGUUAUUACAAAAAAAAAAGUGAAUACCUGGAAUGAAGGUUUACAUCACUCUUUGAAAAUACACCUAACAUACUUUGAGAUGGGAUCAAGCUCUCAGAGUAUAGGAAGUAAAACUGAAAUCGACAAAAAACAAAAUACAAUUGGAACAUGAACAUUGUCAAGAGACAACAAAAGCUGCCCUCCCUACCUUUAACCUUCAAGCUUUCUUUUGCCUUGAAAUGUGCCAGACUUGUGAUGUGAAUGUGUGGAUGCCUCAGCAGGCCCAGAUUGGGUCUUUGGCUUUUAAGCGCAUGUACAAUAAAAAAAAAAAAAAAACAAAAGAAAAAAGAAAAGAAAAAAAAAGCCUUGCAAUGACGUGGAUGUGUUUUUUUUUUUUUCAUUUGCUUGGAAGCAUCAAACUGAGUGGUUUGUCAUGUAUACGAUUCUCUGUUAAGGUGGAACCUUUAUCCAAUACUUUAUAAGUAGCAUUCCAUGUUGUGUAAAGUGUUAGGCACUUAUAUUAGUGUGACCUUAAUCGUAUGUAUCCUGCAUGUGGGCUUCUUCCCUUGAUGUUUUGAACGGAACUACCUUGCUGUCAUGCUCUUACUUAACAAUGGCAAAACUGGGGUUGGAGUCAAUUUAAUUGUUUGUCUUUAACAUUCUUUUCUGUCUGUUUCUGACAUUUUGCUCUUAGCAAAGGCUGCAUUUUUCUAUAAAUAUUUCCAUGAGUAUUUAUCAUGGUCCCUUAAGAUGAGGAAUGUGCCACCAUACUUUUCGUAUUGUGCCUUUUUAAUACAUCAUCAUUAUCAUUAUUUUUUUCGGGCCCAGUUUUAACCAUGAUGAGUUACCUAGCCUUUACAAUAGGACUAUGAAAGCUUGAUACCAAAAUCCUUGAAGAGAUGCAUGUUCUCAACAAUAAAUCACCAAUGACCCCAAAGUACCACCCUCCCAUACAAAAUAAUACCUUAACUACAUUCAGGCUUCAUUACUAAUAGAUUUCAUAACUUUCCUUGAUCAUCAUCAUGUUUUUUAUUAUUUUCAUCAGGUUUUAAUAAACCAUACACUUAGAUGCAUGACAAGUAACUUCACCAAAGACGAAUAAUCACACGCAUUAUCAUUACGUGAUACACAUCAGUCAGUACUUUUUCCUUAUUUGACUCAGAUUUGUCAUAUCAUCAUCUUUCCCAUUUGAAGCAUCUAGCUUGAAAAUUCCAUGUUUUCUUCAAUAUAGAUCUGACAACUUUCUUAGUCUCUUUAAUAUUGUCAUUAAUUGCUUUGUAGUGCACUUUGUGAUAAUGCUCGCUAUGAAAGGCACGAGAAAAAAUGUAAACUAAUGGACAGAUUAUGACAACAAGUGGACCUUCCAAAUGUUUGUUAGUUUUGUCCCAUCGUUUCCAGUUGAGGCAGAUUUUAGUCUUUAUUUUUUGGCUUCACCCUGUGUUUGUUAAAACUUUACUGAUUACAUGCAAUUACCACUAUAGUAUAAUUUAAUAGUGUGCACUGGAAAAGCUAUUGCACACCUGGAAUAUUAUUUUUUUUUUUUUUUUUAUUUAACUAUUGUUAUAAUGCGUUGUGUUGACACAGUCAGAAUUUUACCCAGUGUACUUAAAAUCACUGGCUGGUUUAUAGAAGUUUAAAUGUAUUUGCACAUUUGUUCUUUUUUAAUUUUCUUAUUCUGUUUUUCAUUUCUUUUAUAUUUUAUUUCAACAUGCAGUUCAAAUGUCGAGAAAAAAAUUCAGUGUUGUAUUUCUUGCAGGAUCGUACAAGUGUUUUUAUGGUUUAUGUUAUUCAAAGAAGAACUGUGGUACAGAAGAUGUGAAAUCUCUCACAACUGCCUAAUAAAGAUUCCACCUUAAAUAUUUUGUACGAAAAUGUCUUUAGAGCUCAGUGUUAUUGCAGGUGUCAAAGGAACCUUUAGCAAAGACUUUUAAUAUAAUAUUUGAUGACAAAUUAAAUGUACUAUUUGGGGAAAAAAGAAACUUGGUAAAGGCAAGCUUCUCUAACUUUGUUAUAAUUAAUUGUAUACCUGUGUAUGUAAAUACAAUGCACUCCUAUUUUGCAGUCCAGAACAAAAAUACUAUUUGUAAUAUAGAAUAAACUUUAUUAUUGAAACUUUA